AUGCCUGGAGGUAAUGCCGAGAAGGGGCAGCGCUACGGCGCAGCCUUGGACCAGGCGCGGAGCCUAGGGAACUGGGACGAGGUGCCCGAAUUGAUCAGAAAAGUUACAAAGCAUGCACCGCAAAAAACUUGCAUGAUACAGACCGCAACGGCCGAAUCGCGAGUGAUUGCACACCUUCGACAAGUGUCCACCGGUGAUGCCUCAUUGACGCCUAGCCUCGUCGAACUCAUCCCUGCUUUGUUGAUGACAAUCGAGAACAGCGACGGAUCGCCCCAAGAAUUAUUACAAGCGCAGGUCUGCCUGGGAUGGAUCCACUGGGUGUUGAAUGAACCCGGGCUGGCGGCAGCGCGUCUACCCAGAGACUUUGCUGCGACAGUUGAUAGCUUGGCGGGUGGUGGUGAGGAGCCGACUCCCUGGACCGAAGUCUGUUUGGUGAAGGGUUGCUACAUCAAGGCCAAUGCACAGUCCGCCGUUACGAAUAUCGACGAUACGCUGCGGACAUUUUCAUCUCUAAUUCCGUGGCUUAGUGGCGGCAAGCUAUCCUCAAUCACUACCCCUCAAUUCCUCAGUUGGUCGGAAUCUCUGCUGGGCAAAGGUGCUCUUUUGGCUAGUGAGGAAGCGGGCAGGGAUCCAAUCCGCUCGGAUCCCUCACAUGUGGACAUUGCUUUGCAAUUACUUCGAUCCUGGGCGGCUCAUCCUUCUGUGAAACAAGGAACUCCUGCGCCAUCUAAUGUGGAUGACUCCACACCGGCCUCUCGAACAUCCAUUUGGACCGCUUACUAUGCAUUCCUCACAACUGUUCUUCAAACGGGGCUCCCAUACACCGGCCCUAACGACGGACCGCAACGCCCUCAGCAGGCAAAUGAAUUACGUCGCGUAGAGACCAUCUGCGAAGGCAGUUUUCUUCGUGAGACCAAAUUCCCUACAGCUGAUUCACACAACUUGCAAGUCGAAGAGUGGAUCGAGCAAGUAAUCAGCAAUUGGGAAAUCAUGUGUGGCCCUGAAUGGCAAGAUUCAGACCUUGGCGAAGGAGGGCAGAAUGCUAUUGGCCGCAAUGUAUUGGAGAUUUUAUAUCGCGCAGCGACAAAGACCUACCAUUCCCACUUGGUACUCCGGCGUCUGUUCCAUGUCCAUUCCGCCUUGGCCGAAUUUGAUCUUGCAUUGAAGGCGCUCGAUUCAUAUAUUGAGAUUGUCACUGCUGCCAAAGAGAGGGCCGAGAAGUCAGCCGAGUAUGGUGAACUGGAGAAGGAUGAAACUUUAUUGCAGACGCUCUCUGAAGGCGUGACUUUAUUAAGUUGCCUGGGCUCCUUUGAGGAGGCCGAGAAAGCUCGAGACCUCACUGACAUGAUAAAAGAGUAUACUGAGAAACAUGACCCAUCUGUUGCAAAUGGUCAUGUCAACGGAAGUAGCUCUUUUAUUUCGCCGAUUAUCCCCCCUACGGUGCUGGCUUCGUCUUAUCGCGCCAUCGGUGUUGGUCUUGCAUGCUGGGCAAACUGGACUCCCGUUAAUGAAGCUCGCGAUGAGAUUAGAUCCGAGGCAAUUGACUAUCUUGAGAAAAGUCUCGCGCCGGAACACGGAUGCAGCACGAGCUAUGCUUCUCUUUAUACACUCGGCCUCGUCUUGGCCGAAAACAGAGAAUUGGACACUGCCAUCGACUAUAUCAAAUCGGCUUUGACCCCAAGCGGCUCACCUACAGCGGUUUCCGAUGAUCUUUCGAAAGAACGAGACCUCGUUUCUCUUUGGCAUUUGCUUGCACUAUUGCUGAGUGCGAAGCAAGAAUUUGAAAUUGCUGGCCGUUCGUGUGAAGCUGCGUUUGAACAGUUCCCCCGAGAGAUAUUCUCAAAGGGCAGUCGGGAUCGACGGUCAUCCAGACAUUCACAUAAUUCCAGCCAACGCCCGGUUGUCAGUCGAUUGCAAGGGCGGGAGAAAGAACGCAUUGUCCAAACCCGCAUCACACAACUCGCGUUCAUUGAGCUUUUGGAAGGCCCCGAAGCUGCUGUCAACCACAGCACACAGUUGCUGGGCUUAUUUGGAACCCUUUUCCAGGACCUCAACCUUGAGACCGGGCAGAACAAAGCCAGAAGUGACAAUCUCGUGCCACCAAAAAGUUCUGCUGGGACAGCUAAGAGCAUCCGCAGCAGUAUCUUCGGUCGAAGAAUGUCCCAAUUACCGGAUCGAAGUAUCAGCCAGCCUAACGGGUUCGACUCCUUCAUUCCACCCACACCACCUAUUCCCCCUGCCCACGCCUCGGAUGCCCCAGCGAUCCAAGUAACAGACGAAGAUCCUCUAAGUCGCCACGGAAAGCAAUGCACAAUUCAAAGAGCGGACUCCAAACGGCUAAAGAAGAAGCGAAGCUCGAGUCUCCAUAGGGGCGAGAAACCACGCGUCGAGGAGCCCCCGCUCCCUAAUGGAAUUGAGACAUCUGCAGAGAUGGUUGGCAUCGCAGUCUCUGGAAAUUCGACUCCGGACUAUGCAGUUCAACCUGUCAGGAGUCCGCAUCCAUUACCACCCAUCCCACAGCCCUUCGAUACCAGGAAAGAACCACUGGCGCUACUAGAUGUCCGUCAAACAAAUUCCCAGCGCUUUGACUCUCCUACAAACGCCGUUACAAAGUUCUCUUUGGUUCAAUCCCAGAAGCAAGCCUUGGGCUUGCUUGUCAAGAUCUGGCUUGUUAUUGCUGGACUUUAUCGCCGUGCUUCUAUGUUCGAUGAUUCCCGCGAGGCUUGUGAAGAAGCCUCGAAACAAGUAGCGCGAGUUGAGGCGCUUGUUGCGUCCAACGAAUCCUCCGCUCGGUCCUUUAGCAAGCGCGGCUGGGGCGCGUCCAAGAGCUCCGAAGAGCUGUGGGCUGAUGUCUUUGCGGAAAAGGGCCUUUUGUGCCAGGCCAUAUCAAACCCUCACCAUGCUAUCAGGCACUUUGAGGACGCGCUGCUGCGUUACCAAGAUCACCCGAUUGCUACGAUCGGGCUCGCGAAUCUUCUCCUAGACAUCUGGGACGAGACGCUCACACUUGAGCCCUCAAACGCGGACGUUGAUCUCAACACCUCGCGUUUGUCGCUGCUGGCAGAAACCCCCAAGCCCAAGUCUGCCAAGGCUAUCUCCACUGAUGACCUGAAGGUAUCACGGGAGACAGAAAACGCAGACCCCGCUGAAGAACCUUCGUCCGCACAGGAUAUUGAGCCCAAGCAGCUCCACCGUCUCGCGGCCCGCGAUCGUGCCUAUGGUCUUCUCUCGGCCCUGACAAAACUUGGUAGUUCUUGGGACAGUUCUGAGGCUUGGUAUGCGCUAUCGAGGGCUUACGAGGCUGGCGAGCAGAUUGAAAAGCUCAAGCAGGUGCUGUGGUGGUGUAUUGAAUUGGAGGAUCGACGACCAAUCCGUCACUGGUCGAACAUUGGUUCGGGUGUUUAUGUUCUGUGA
Messenger RNA from Penicillium brevicompactum, 3414 nucleotides. RefSeq lists its product as uncharacterized. Gene Ontology annotation, molecular function: protein binding. Bases 1 to 3414 code for a protein of 1137 amino acids. NCBI's taxonomy places the organism in Eukaryota, Fungi, Ascomycota, Eurotiomycetes, Eurotiales, Aspergillaceae. The transcript has 5 exons. The record is from RefSeq and is a predicted model, not a curated record.